AUGUGGAGAUGGUGGCGUGAUAAGCUGUGGGAGUACAGCAAUGUUCCUGCCAAGAAGUGUUUCCUGAUGAAUCCCAACCUCUCAUUACAGAGACAAGUUAAGACUAGCUUUGGUCUGUUGGCCAUCUUUGGAGUGGUCUCGGUCAUGAUCUUUGCCAUUACCACCACCAUUUAUGCAGGACGAUCGGUACAAGAGCAUGCUCAAAAGAUCAUGCGGGAUCAGGUCCUUAUCAAUAUACGACAAUCGUCCCAUAUGGCCGCCAAAACGCUCUCGGAAGAAUUCGAUCACUUACGAGGCACUACGUCCAUUCUAGCGGAAUUGGUACGAGACCGAAUUGUGGGAUAUCCCAACGAUGGAUGGGAAGAUGAUCUCCAUGUCCCAUUUCCAGUACAACAACAAGACAGCAAUGACAACAACAACAACAACAACAACAACAACAACCCCCAACAAAGAGCAAACCAAUACCCACUCAAAUCGCCACUCUUACCCCGAGACUGGAACAUCACUCGAAACCUAAACGCUACAAACCUCCUAGAGCAUCUACAGGAACGGGCUUACUGGGUAUUGGACAGAAGAGGAGAGAAACCUCCACAACAGCCACAAUCACACAAUCAACAACAGCAACACUUGAUGUCUCUAGCGACUACCAGUUCCGUCUUUUCCUUUCAGGGGAACUGUGACCCUUCUGUCUACAGUCCCGCAGACCCGGCCUACUAUCCACGCUGCACGGAUGCCAACAACAAUGCCAGUACAGGAGGAGUCGUCUUUCCCACCACUACAGCCGCUGGA
Messenger RNA from Seminavis robusta, 789 nucleotides. NCBI's taxonomy places the organism in Eukaryota, Bacillariophyta, Bacillariophyceae, Naviculales, Naviculaceae. The record is from the annotation of a GenBank genome assembly.